AUGUCCAGUCCACCGUACAAUAGCAGAACUUCACGUAGUUCAAGAAAGAGACAAAAUGAACAUCACGAUGAUGAUGACGAUGAAAUUGUUCAAAGAGGAGGAGGAGUACCACAUUCAUACAAUCAUAGAUCAUCUCCGGUACAUCAACCUUCAUCCCCAUUAGCUUCUUCACCACAGCAUCAUCAACAACAACAAUUACCCUCAUCCCCAGCUAUCCCUUUUGAUGCAGGUUUAGAUGAUGACGAAGAUGAAGAAAUUCGAAAUGAUAUUGCUGACUUGAAUCCCUCAGAUGAAGAAGAUGGUGAUGAUUUGAUGGACAAUUUGGAAAAUGAUUACCGAGCCAAUCCAGAACAAGACCAAUACGAUUUAGGUGAUGGAAAUAUUGAUGAUACACAAGAAUAUGAUGAGAUGGAUGCGGCAACAAGAAGAAGAAUUGAUGAACAAUUAAAUCGAAGAGAUGCUAUUCUCAAUAAUGCCAAUCGUUCAAGGGGUGGUGCAUUUUUAGAUGAUGAAGAGGAUGAAGAUUUAGAUGGAGUUGACCAGUAUGGUUUGCCUAUUCAAAGAAGAAGAAGAAGACAACACCAACAACAACAUGAUGAAGAUCACGAUGAUAUGAUGGAUGAUAUUGAGAUUGAUCCAUUUAGUGAGGAAUUGUCAUUGGAGAGUUUAACCGACGUAAAAGCUCCUAGUAUUACCGAAUGGAUCUUGCAACCAGCAGUUAGCAGGUCAAUUGCACGUGAAUUGAAAUCGUUCUUCUUAGAAUAUACCGAUGCUAAUGGAGAAUCCGUGUAUGGUAAUAAAAUGAGAACAUUGGGUGAAGUCAAUGCAGAAUCAUUGGAGGUAAGUUACAAGGAUUUAGCCGACUCUAAAGCUAUAUUGGCUAUUUUCUUAGCCACGAGUCCUGAGGAAAUGUUAAAGAUAUUUGAUAUUGUUGCUAUGGAAGCAGUUGAGUUGCAUUAUCCAAACUACUCCCAAAUUCAUCAAGAAGUUCAUGUUAGAAUCAUUGAGUAUCCCACAUUGUUGAAUUUGCGUGAUUUGAGAGAAAACAAUUUGAAUCAAUUGGUUAAAGUGUCUGGUGUGGUUACAAGAAGAACUGGAAUCUUCCCACAAUUGAAAUAUGUUAAGUUUGAUUGCCUCAAAUGUGGAGUCGUUUUAGGUCCCUUCAUUCAAGAUUCAAAUAGUGAAAUGAAGAUUUCAUUCUGUACCAAUUGUCAAAGCAAAGGCCCAUUCAAGAUGAACUCGGAAAAGACCUUGUACAGAAACUAUCAAAGAGUAACAUUACAAGAAGCACCAGGUACAGUACCAGCAGGUAGGUUGCCGAGACACAGAGAAGUGAUCUUGUUAUCUGAUUUAGUUGAUGUUGCCAAACCAGGAGAAGAGAUUGAAGUUACAGGCAUUUACAAAAAUAAUUACGAUGGUAAUUUGAAUGCCAAAAAUGGGUUCCCAGUGUUUGCCACAAUCAUUGAAGCUAAUUCUAUUAGAAGAAAAGAAAGUAGUGCAUUUAUGGGUGGUAACAAUUUGGUUAAUAUUUGGACUGAAGAAGAAGAACGUGAAUUCCGGAAAUUAUCUCGUGAACGUGGGUUGAUUGACAAGAUUAUCUCAUCCAUGGCACCAUCAAUUUAUGGCCAUAAGGACAUAAAGACUGCUAUAGCUUGCUCAUUAUUUGGUGGUGUUGCCAAAAAUGUCAAUGGUAAGUUAUCCAUCAGAGGUGAUAUCAACGUCUUGUUACUAGGGGAUCCUGGUACCGCCAAGUCACAAAUAUUGAAAUAUGUUGAAAAGACGGCUAGUCGUGCGGUGUUUGCCACUGGUCAAGGUGCAUCAGCAGUUGGGUUGACUGCUUCGGUUAGAAAAGAUCCCAUUACACGCGAAUGGACGUUGGAAGGUGGUGCAUUGGUGCUUGCUGAUAAAGGUACGUGUAUGAUUGAUGAAUUUGAUAAGAUGAAUGAUCAAGAUCGUACAUCGAUUCAUGAAGCUAUGGAGCAACAAAGUAUUUCGGUUUCAAAAGCUGGUAUUGUCACUACUUUGCAAGCACGAUGUGCCAUUAUUGCUGCUGCUAACCCUAAUGGUGGUAGAUACAACUCUACUUUACCCUUGUCACAAAAUGUUAAUUUAACCGAGCCAAUUUUGUCCCGUUUUGAUAUCUUGUGUGUUGUUCGUGAUUUGGUCAAUCCUGAAUCAGAUGAAAGGUUGGCUAGUUUUGUAAUCGACUCCCACAUGAGAUCCCAUCCAGCCAAUGCUGAUGGUGUUAUCAAUAAUGACGAUGAAGAAGAUAUCAUUGAAUCCAAUGCAUCAGCUAAAACCAAAGAUGAGAGAUUGGCUGAAUUGAAACAACAAAAAGAACAAGAAAUUUCACCUAUCCCGCAAGAUUUAUUGAUCAAGUAUAUCCAAUAUGCUCGAGUUAAAGUACAGCCGAAAUUACAUCAAAUGGAUAUGGAUAAAGUUGCCAAGGUGUAUGCUGAUUUGAGAAAAGAAAGUAUAUCAACUGGAUCCUUCCCUAUAACUGUCCGUCAUUUGGAGAGUAUUUUGAGAAUUGCUGAAUCAUUUGCCAAAAUGAGAUUGAGUGAUUUUGUUAGUCAAAAUGAUUUGAAUAGAGCUAUUAAAGUGAGUAUUGAUAGUUUUGUUGGUGCUCAAAAAGUUACAGUUAAGAAACAAUUACAAGCCAAAUUUCAAAAAUAUACUUUGCCUACUAGAGCUAGGUGA
This is a messenger RNA of Lodderomyces parapsilosis, 2700 nucleotides long. It is a transcript of the gene MCM2, whose product is annotated as MCM DNA helicase complex subunit. Gene Ontology annotation, biological process: mitotic DNA replication initiation; double-strand break repair via break-induced replication. Gene Ontology annotation, cellular component: nucleus; MCM complex. The transcript has a single exon. Gene Ontology annotation, molecular function: 3'-5' DNA helicase activity; single-stranded DNA binding; single-stranded DNA helicase activity. Bases 1 to 2700 code for a protein of 899 amino acids. NCBI's taxonomy places the organism in Eukaryota, Fungi, Ascomycota, Pichiomycetes, Serinales, Debaryomycetaceae. The record is from RefSeq and is a predicted model, not a curated record.